CUACUAAGCGAAUUUAUCGUUUUCGGCAAGAGCUACGGAAUUCUAAACAAUUUAAUAAUAUUAUUAUGUUUUGUUAUUAUUACAUUAUUAUUAUAUAACAUUACCUAAAUAAAAUAUUUUUAAAAACCCGGCGUCAGUAUUUUAUGACUACGGCACCAGGACAUUGACAGACACUACGACUAAAUGAUGAACAACGAUCAAGACGAAGAGCUCAAACUCAGCAAAACGCAUUUUGAUGCGAUCAAACUGUUGGAGGGAGCGUUACAAAAAAUGGAUGGAAUUAUAUCGACGGAGCCAACAUCAAAUUCAAAUUGUUUUACCAAUUCAAAUGGACAGACUGUAUUAAAUAAUUUUAUUCAACAAGAAAAUUCUGAAGAUUCUUCUGAUCAUUUAGAGUCAAAGCUCCGAGUUUCUAUGUUAAAUAAUCAAGUUGAUAUACUUUUAAGAAAAUUAAAUCAUCUUGAAAAAUAUCUAUUGCAACAAAAUGAUUUAAGAAAAAAAGCUGAAAGUAAGCUCCAAGAGGAAAUGAUUUUAAAAUCGAAGCUAGAAACAGAAAAACUUGAAGUUAUUGCUAUGCUAACUAAUUUGAAAUUAGUAAAUGUUAGGCUAACUAAGGAAAAUAUGGAUCUUAAAGAAAUGAUAAUAAAUAAUCUAAAUGCACAGAAUUCAAUAACAUCAUCAUGUACAUCAGAAGUAGUAAACUCUCAGUUUCAACGUUCAAAAAACCACGGAUCACGUUUCUAUUGUAGUUUGCCUCGACAUAAGAUUUCAAAAUUAUUAAAUGAUAUUACUGAAUCGUGUGCAAAUUUAAUGAACAGAAAAUCACAGUUUGACAAAUGUUCUUCAGCGCCAAAUUUAGUUGAUUCAAAACACGACUGCCAAAAUGAACAAAUAUUAGAAAAUAAUUCAAGUCUCUUUUCCAGUACCAAAAUUUAUUCUUUUCAAAAUUCAAAUUUACUAUUUAGUGAGCUAAAUCGUCAACAGUUACGAGAUUGGUUUGCUGAACAAGGUAUUGAUUAUGUUUUAGAAGGAUCAAAAUUAUGGCCUACUUCUGGAAAAGAAUUGAUUUCUUCUUCCAUCAGUGAGAUUGACGAAAAAUUUAAAUUUAAACAUUGGUUACAUAGGAAAAAGCUAAUUUUAGCCAUUCAAUUUGAAAAAGAUCCAAAUAAAUUAUUUGAUGAAGACAAAUAUCUGGCCAAAGCAAGAUAUUUAAAUACGUCUUGGGUACUACAAUGGUUAGAUGACAUAGGUCUUCCACAGUAUAAAGAACCAUUUUCUCUGGCAGCUAUAAAUGGUACCCUUUUAAACAGACUCACCAAAGAUGAUUUUCUAAUGAUGCCAUUUGAAAAUUCAGAUUUACAUUUCUCUAGUCUCCGAUAUGGAAUAAAGGUGUUGAGAAAGAAUAAUUUUGAUCCUGAAUGUUUGAUCCGUCGGUCUAAUACUAACAAAAAUGAUGAUGAUUGUAAUUUAUCACUAUGGACAACACAUAGAGUAAUGGAAUGGCUUUGUAGUGUUAAUUUGGCUGAAUAUGCAUCUAAUUUAAGGGGUUCUGGUGUUCAUGGUGGACUAAUAGUAUAUGAUGACAGAUUUACUUCUGAGCUUCUAGCUGACAUUUUAUUCAUACAACAGAGCAAAACAUUGCUGAGACGUCAUUUAAGCAUACAGUUCAGCCAGUUGAUAGGAAGAGAUUUAAAUCAAAAAAAAAGAGAUGAUCAGUGCAAACCAAAGUAUAGGCCCCUGACAAUAUCAUCUAAGACUAAAAUUCAAAAAAAAUCACAAUUUUCAUUGAAGAGAAAAAAACAUAACAAUGAACUGAGUAUUGGUGAUCUGAUUUGUCCUAUGGACGAUUAAGACUAGUUGUUUUAUUUUUACGUAGUUAAACCAAAGUUAAAAUACUUUUAGUACAUGACAAAAAAAGACUUAUUGCUUAUUACAUAUAUUUUAUUAAUGUAUUUAAAUUAAUAAUAAUUGUGUUUGUUAAAAGAGAUUACAAUAAUUAACGAUUUCCUAACCAAAAAAUAAUGAUAUUUUAAAAGUUAAAGGUUUUUAUACUAAAAAAUAUUUUUACAUUACAUAAACACUACCUAUGUUAUAGUUGAAUGUAUUUGUAUUAUUAGUAAUAUAAAGCAAUAUUAUUGUGAACA
Molecule: messenger RNA, 2144 nt
Organism: Acyrthosiphon pisum (pea aphid)
Lineage: Eukaryota; Metazoa; Arthropoda; Insecta; Hemiptera; Aphididae
Product: liprin-beta-1
Exons: 13
Coding region: 184-1851 (555 amino acids)
Biological process (GO): neuromuscular junction development
Cellular component (GO): presynaptic active zone
Molecular function (GO): protein binding
Source: RefSeq, a predicted model, not a curated record